AUUAUAUUAACAGUGGCGAGCAACAAUAAACUCCGAUCGUUCCUAAUGAUGUUUCGUUUAACGGCCUCAAUAAAAAUACAAAGUAGCCGGCAAUUCAAACGAAAAUUGACUAACGCGGCACGUGGUUUGGAGGGAAGUGAGGAUGCAGAGUUGAUACACACCCCCCGCCAUUCAAGCAGCCCUAUCGCGCCUCAGUCUGUUGCCUCUCGUCGCGGUGAGUGCUCGUCUCCCUGCUCCACAAUCAACUUCGGUUGCGUCACUCGUGAAUAACAAGUGCAACCGUACUGGAUAAGUGGCAUGGUGGUUCGAUGGUGUUGUUAAAAAUGGUGCGACGGCGGGAUUACAGGCGCUCCGCGUUCACCAAAUUUUGCACCACACUGUUGUGGUUCCUUACCUGUUUUAAUGAUUUACACGCAAUAAAAAUAGUGAAAGUCGUGGUGCCAGAAAUAAUCCAAUAUGGCGUUCAGGACGCAGUCAUACUAGAUUGUGAUUACACAUAUGGGAACGAUACGUCGGGACUAGUGGUGAAGUGGUUCUUUAGGAAUAAAACGCGACCAGUGUAUCAGUGGAUACCGUCACAGAAGCCGCAGGAUUUGGGUAUUUUAAGGAGUAGAGUAGACUUGACAUAUAAGGCCUCGAAUGAUCCGCUGAAGAUGCACCGGGCACUAAGGAUAGUGAAACCGAAUACGGAUAUUUCUGGAGACUACACGUGUGUGGUGUCCACCUUUAUGGCGGAAGAUCAGAGGACAAAGCAGAUGAUUGUUUUCGUUCCCGAGACAAAUUUCCGCCUUAUCCAGAACAAGACUGAUGACGACACAGUGAACGUCAUUUGCGCUGCAGAGGGAGCCUACCCAGCACCCAAUCUUACGCUAGCAACGCCUGAGAGGUUACUAGAUGGCGUAACAAGAGACCUCAAACUGGUGAACGGAAGGUAUUCGGCCGUGGCAUCAGUGACGCUACGCGAUGAGGAUCUGCCAUCGCCCGCUGAGUUCAUCUGUACCCUGAGGAUACCGCAAGCAAAAUACGCGGUGCGGAAGGAAGCCAUUUAUUACCCAGGACCUAUAAGCACAACUCCUGAGAUGCCUACGGCAGCGGAUAUGCAAUUGGCCGCAGCUGUUGGUUCAAAAGGGGCAAAUUUGUACACCGCGAUCACCAUGGUAGCGCUGCCAGUUCUAGCUCAAAUGUUAGUAUUAUAAGUCAACAGAGAGAAUACAAAAGGUAAAACAUUUUCCUCAUUGUGUAAGAAAAGUCUCAACAGACAGUUAAAUUAAUUUUUCAAUAUUGUCCAAAAUACCUAUAUUAUUAUGCGCAGUUAUAGACCGACCGCUUAAAUGAGUCCUCGCCUGCGUGGUACUGCAGGGGCGACGGGGUAGGACGACUAACAUUCCAUUUCUAACCGCAGCUGCACUACCGGUACUGAACGCAUCGCUGUCCUUGUCAAUUUCCAUAGUAAAAUGAACAGUAGUGUAGCUGUCGUUGGAAAUGGACUGUCACUUUAAUAGUAACAGUCCAUUUCUAACCGCAGCUGCACUACCGGUACUGAACGCGUCGCUAUCAUUGGCAAUUUCCAUAGCAAAAUGAACAGUAAUGCAGCUGUCGUUGGAAAUGGACUGUCACCGUUAGGGUGACGGGGAAGCUGCGGGCGGCAGGCGUACGGCGCGUUCGGUCUAUAGUGGAAAUUGUUUAAAUAUGGAGUGAUGUGGACCAUACACAUACACCAUGCUAAUAUUUUGCCAGUUGUUGUUAAUAUAGUCAUGUCCCUUUAGUAACAUGUAUCAGUUGUCCAGAUUUUUAGGCAUGCCAGAUGUAACUUUUAAUGUAUUCUGUUAGUAAAUCUAACAAGUGUUUUUAGGAAUAUUUAUUUUCCAAAUACUAUUAACUCGAACUGUGGAUCUCCUAGUACUACUAUACCAUCAAAGUAUAUUUUGGAUUGUAGUAGCCGCAAUACCAACUAACGACUGAGGUCAUAAUGCCAUCUCUUUCACUCUUGAUUAGUCUUGACAAGGGUAAAGGUGAUAGCAUUAUGACCUCAGUCGCAAAGUGGUGUUGCGGUGAGUACUUCAUAAAAUAAACAUAUUACUGCAAUGGGUAGGAGAAUAAUUUAAAAUGCAUUAAUUUCAUAUCAUUAUAUUAUUAUUUGUUUAUGAGCAAGCAUAUUAAAUUUACAUAUUUAUUUUCCGUAUAUAUUUGGUCCACAUUCACGGUCCUCUGUAAAUUUAUAUUUGUACAAAAGAAAAUAUAUGAUGUGGUUCAUAUUUAAACAAAAUCUUAAUUAUAAAUUAAUCUUACUUUGAGAUCGUCCCUGAUGCUUUAAUUUAUCAAGUUCAGAAAUUCUUUCUUUUUCAAGAGCAAUUUUUAAUGAAUAUGGGUUUUAAAAAUAUGAAUUUUAAAAGGAAACUUAGAUUUUGCUGUUUAAACUUUAAUGUCAAUACUUAAGUGGGGAUAGGGAUGCGCCAGAACGGGGUUCGAUCGAUAGCCCUAUCUUCUACACAUAAAAAAAAUGUUAACGUGUAUGUAGGUAGAUACUAUAUAUUACCGUUCAAUCUAAUCGUUCGAACUUGCUGGUAUACCAACAUACUGAUCUAAACGUUUUUACUGUGUUAAUUAAUUUAGAUAAGCAGGGAAGACCGAGGCGAGUUGUGACAGAGGAGAGUUGUGACAUUGUCGAUUUUUUGGAAUCUAUUAACUACUUAAAAACUAGAUGGCAAUAGCGCGCGUUUGUUAGUUCAUAUUGCGAGCUAACAAAUGCACACUGUUGCGAGCUCACUAACAGUUAUUAGAUUCCAAAAAAUCGACAAUGUCACAACUCUCCUCUGUCACAACUCACCUCGGUCUCCACUAAUUGUUAUUGUUGCAUCUAACAUCUGUUUAAUUGUUGCAGGUUAGGUCCAGUAAAUAAAAUGGUUCAUAUUUUGUACUGAAGGCAUUCUAAGAUUAAAGAUAUUAUUAUGAUCUCUAGUCAUAAUCCAAAGUGGCACUAAACUAACUACCAAAGUUUAUAAAACUAGUUCACAGCUCUUUUCGUUGUAACUUUAAUUUUAUAUUGAUAUACCUACCUAAUACGUUAUUUUUUUAAGUCGUAAUUUAAAAUUAGUAAGGUCAUACAGAUAAGUUUGGCUGAGAGAUUAGUGUGGCUGGCCUUCACAUUAGGUCAGAAGGUCUACCGCGUACGUUCGACGUGUCGCCUCCCUGUCAUACUUACGUACGAAUAUACAAGAGCGACAAAGAGGCAACACGUCGAACGUGGUUCGCGGUAGGCCCUCUGGUUACCUACACGUUGAAAGGUGUUUAUUGUAAGUUCUUUCAUAUGUUUGCCAAUACCACGUAAUAAACACUAUAAUUAAUGUGUAAACAGGCCCACAUGUGAAGGCCAGCCAUAUUUAACCAAGCAGCCACACUUAUCCGUAUUGACCCUAACUAACAAGCAAGAAAUUUAAAAACUUUUACAAGUUCAUAUUUUGGAUUAACUAAUAGAACAGAUUUGACUUUAAGUACUGUGUUAUUAUGACAUAAUAAAAAUGACAUAUAAUGAAAAUGUGUUACAUACAGACAUAAAAUGUGAUCUCAGUUUUACUUUUACCUUUGUUACGGGACACGAAUAAAAAUAAGUUUUACAGUACAUAUUAUGGUCCUAUUUUCCCGCACUAGUGCAUAAAAUAGCACUUUUCGUGCGUACGAGUAUGUCAAAAGUUUAAAGGAACAUAUGUACUGAAAAACGUUGUACGAUACACGUGCCAAAAGGUAAUUCGCAACUCGUUAUCGCACUUGUAUCGUAAAUAACUAUUCCUGCCUGGUAUGUAAAAUGACAAUGUCGUAAUUAUUAACCACCAUAUUCAUGAAACUUAGCAAUCUCAACCAACAAACCUUUAUGCCUUUGUCUCUUUCUAACAAACAGAAAUUGCAUAUAACAGAACGAUUAUCAACGGUUUGUUAGAUAGGACAGACGUUAAAUGAUAACGCCAUGAAUGUCUACAAAAAUAUUUAGUAUUAAGUUCCCUUUCAAAUUUGUUGUUUGUGGUAAUAUUUAAGAAGGUCAACUAUUACAAUUAUAGUUUUAAGAAACUCAAGCCAAAGCAAGCACUCAAGCAAAUAGGCCGAAUAAACGCGUUACUUUAAAAACAAUAAGAAUAUAGAGUUAGAACGAGACAACACUGCCGCGAUUUUAGAAGCCCACGCAGUGCUCAAGUGUUAUUUACACGUCAUAAUCUCAUAGAAGUUUGACGUUUAAAGUGACACUUGCACUGCGUGGGCUAUCAAAAACGCUGCAGACUUUUCUCGGUCUGACUCUAGACAAUUUUGAAUCACCUUCGAAACAUAAGCAAUUCAAUUAACAUUUGCGUGUUGACAGCUAAAUUUCGAUAAUUUAAUAAAUUCGAUAAAGAAAUUAGAUAAUUAAUUGUACAGCUCUGUUUUCUAUGAAUUCCUAUUAUUUAAACAACACUAGAAUAAUGUAAAUAACAUACCGUUUGAAUAAAAAAAUGUACAGUUUCUGAACACGGGCCUAAAUGCCGAAGCUCGUGUUUUAUGUGUCUGUCAUGUAUUUUCGAAGUAGUUGUUAGCUAAUAUUAUGGCUUCAUUUGUUUUGAUAAGACCCAUCAGUUUUUAGAAUACGUAUUGACAUUCGUAAAUUGUAAGAUCGCUGUAUUAGUGUUCAAAAAAGUAUUUUCAGCAUCGAAGUGACCCGUUGUAUAGGUAUGCAUGUUUAAAGCAGGCCACUGACGAGCCUUCCAAAUGGGUGCCGUUACAAUGGAUUCAUCCAAAUGGACGCCAUAUUAAUAUUAAACAUUGUACGUUUUUGACAUUCACGGACCGAUUUUGGAUUGCAGCCACGCUAUUUGGACUGUUCGAAUGCUCGUCAGUGGCCUAAGGCCUUACCUGUACGCUGUAGGGCAGUACCUUAAGGCACAUAGUCAAUCAAACGUUACAAUAAUUGUUAAAAAGCGUAAAAACAACGCCAAAAUUGUUAAUGCGCUUAUGUGACAGAUAUAAAUUAAACACGUUUUCUGUGCACAUGUUAUGCACAGUUUUUUAUAUUUUUUCCAUAUUAAAGAAGCUGCAUUGCUUAAAAAGAAGAAGUAUAACUAAAUGUGUCAAACAUAUUUAGUUAAUAAUAUUUUACUUUUGAAAUGUAACAUUUUAUAAAAAGCGUUAAAAUAGUGAUUUCAAAAAUGCAACUAUACGUGAUUUAAUUUAACUCAUAAAGUGAAAAUGUAAAAAAUAACUGCUUUAGUUAAGAGUUCGUAUUAUAGAAAAAUAAAUUGAGUAAGUAUGUAGUACACGAAAAUUUAUUUAUUUUUAAUAAAAUAUAAAUCACAAUAUACGUAUUUCGGUACAAAUAAUGUUUAGUUUAAAAAGUGUUUGGAUUUGAGGGCCGAUCCCUUUUGACACAGGGUACCUAUCUAGAUUGUUUCGUUUUUAGUGUUCCGUACAAAACUUUGUUUACGGAACACUUAUUUUUUAUUAUAAUUACAUCAGUUUGGACAUCAUUAUGAAUUAUGGACAAUAUUUAACAUAAAUUCAAGUGUUUUUGCCCUUAUUCGUAAACGAUAUUUAUUUUUAACUCUCGAUGCAAUUUGAGACCAAUUAUAAAUCAAUUGAGAAUUUGAAGUUCAUGGAUAAGGGCUUGUAAAUAAUUAUUUGUAUGGAAUUUGUAUGUAUAAUAAAUAUGUAAGUUUUUUUGAGUAAGGAAAUAAUAAUAAUACAUUUGCUGUGCAUAUUGCCGUUUAUGGAUAAGAUCCACUCAAGACUUUUAUUGUGAGAUUUCUUAAUUAAAAUAAAAGGAUCGUUGUGUA
This is a messenger RNA of Cydia fagiglandana, 5792 nucleotides long. RefSeq lists its product as uncharacterized. The record is from RefSeq and is a predicted model, not a curated record. Bases 309 to 1196 code for a protein of 295 amino acids. The transcript is spliced from 6 exons. Lineage: Eukaryota; Metazoa; Arthropoda; Insecta; Lepidoptera; Tortricidae.